Stegodyphus dumicola is the source of this 1125-nucleotide messenger RNA. Its product is annotated as protein NYNRIN-like. Lineage: Eukaryota; Metazoa; Arthropoda; Arachnida; Araneae; Eresidae. The record is from RefSeq and is a predicted model, not a curated record.
AUGAAUCAAGGAGUUUUGUAUCGUUACUCUUCCAACACAGAGUCUGAAGAGGCUCAGUUAGUUGUAUCUUGUCAAGAGCUAGAACGAGUCCUACAACAGUAUCACGAUUCCCCCACUGCAGGACAUUGUGGAGCUGAAGGCAAGUACCAUAAAAUUGCCUCCAGGUAUUACUUUCCUGGUAUGAGAAAGUAUAUCUCAGAAUACGUGAAAAAUUGUGCUGAGUGCAUUCGGUAUAAACCAAAUAACCAGAAACCUGCUGGAUUACUUCGAACACCUGUGUAUGCACAAAGGUUUGAAACACUUGCUAUAGACCUUUUUGGUCCACUUACAGAAACCCCAACUGGAAAAAAAUGGAUUUUUCUUAUUGAAGACACCAGUACAAAAUGGAAAGAGCUCUUCACCUUAGAAGAAGCCACUGCGAAAAAUUGUGCAAAAAUCUUAAUUGAAGAAGUUUUUUUACGUUAUGCGAAUCCUUCCGAAGGAAAGAACAGAGAUCUAAAACUGAAACUAGCUAUACUAGUCGGUGAUGCUCAUGAUACUUGGGAAGAAAAACUGCCCAUGAAUACAGCAAUAUGUGACACUACAGGUCAUACCGCUGCUUAUUUGCAAUUCGGAAGAGAACUUAGGACGACGGAUGGCGUUAAUCACGAUUUAAGAGCACUUAUUGAAAACGACAACUUUGUUGCCGAAAUUACGCCGUAUCUGAAAGAAUUCGCUCGUUUGACACCUCAAAUCAGGGAGCGUGUCGAACAAAAACAAGACAAAAGAAAGGAAUACUUUGAUAAAAGACGUAGACAAACUUACUAUCAGCCUGGUGAUAAUGUAUGGAUAACUAUACAUCCAAUCAAUCCUGCUACUCCUGAUCAAGUGUUAGGUACUUAUCAUACCAAUAUGAUGAGACCAUAUAAACUGCCUCCAUCGAAAGACCUAGGUCCUGCGAGUCCCAUAAAGAAAAGAGGCAGACCUCGCAAAAUUGAACUGUCAAACACGGACUCUUUGCCGGGACGUCGUCAGAGCCCGAGGGGGUUGUCUGUAAUGAACGCUAGCAAACAGCCUCUUAUCAGACUGCAGCGCCACCUUAUCAGACGCUAUUCAAAACACCUACGCUCGAACUAUUUAGUUUGA